AUGGCAGAAGGUGCAGAUGGAGAAGAAGAGAUUCAGUUCCUGCGUACAGAUGAUCAGGUGGUGCUUCAGUGCACUGCGUCUAUUCUGAAGGAACAGAUCAAGCUGUGCCUGUCUUGUGAAGGCUUCAGUAAUCGUCUGUGUUUCCUGGAGACCACCUCAAACGCUCAGAAUGUGCCUCCAGACCUUGCUAUCUGCUGCUUCAUAUUGGAGCAGUCCCUGUCUGUGCGAGCGUUGCAGGAGAUGCUGUCCAACUCUUCAGUGGAUGAGUCUUCACAAGGUGGGGGUCACCGCACCCUCCUGUACGGACAUGCCAUCCUCCUGAAGCACACUCACUCCAGCAUGUACCUGUGCUGUUUGACUACUUCCCGCUCACUGACAGACAAGUUGGCUUUUGAUGUUGGCCUGCAGGAAGACUCCACAGGGGAGGCCUGCUGGUGGACUAUCCAUCCAGCCUCCAAGCAGAGGUCUGAAGGAGAGAAGGUCAGGGUGGGAGAUGACCUCAUUCUUGUCAGUGUUUCCUCAGAGCGAUACCUGCAUCUGUCCUACGCCAGUGGUGACUUGAUGGUAGAUGCCUCUUUCAUGCAAACGCUGUGGACCAUGACUCCUGUGAUGUCUGGAUGUGAGCUAGCUGAAGGUUUUCUGACUGGAGGGUAUGUGCUCAGGCUGUUCCAUGGGCACAUGGACGAGUGUUUGGCAAUCCCAGGGGCUGACCAAGGGGACGACCAACGCAGAGCUGCUUAUUAUGAAGGAGGGGCUGUAUGCAGCCAUGCUCGUUCCUUAUGGAGACUUGAGCCACUUCGUAUCGCUUGGAGCGGAGGUCACAUUAAAUGGGGCCAGUUUUUCCGGAUACGUCACAUAACAACAGGAAGAUAUCUUUGUCUGGAUGAAGAGAAAGGACUGCUGUUGGUGGACCCGGAAAAAGCUAAUUCUAAGUUGUCAGCCUUCUGCUUCAGAAUUUCAAAGGAAAAAAUCGAAGCGAUCAAGAAGCGAGAUGUGGAAGGCAUGGGCACGCCUGAGAUAAAGUAUGGAGAGUCCAUGUGCUUCGUGCAGCAUGCCUCAACUGGCCUCUGGCUCACAUAUGCUGCUGUCGAUGCCAAAUCUGCCCGUCUGGGUCCUCUAAAGAGAAAGGCCAUACUCCAUAAAGAAGGUCACAUGGAUGAUGCUCUCACAGUGGCUCGAUCUCAGAUAGAAGAGUACCAAGCUGCCAGAAUGAUUUUCAGCACUACAGGCCUCUUCAACCAGUUCAUCAAAGGUCUAGAUGCUCUGAGUGGGAAAAACAAGUCUUCCAGCUCCGGAUCUCUGCCUAUGGACACGGUGGUGCUCUCCCUGCAGGACCUCAUUUUCUACUUCCGCCCCCCCGAGGAGGAGCUGGAGCAUGAGGACAAACAGUUCAAGCUGCGUUCCCUCAAGAACAGACAGAACCUCUUCCAGGAGGAGGGAAUGAUCACUCUGGUCCUGGAGUGUGUUGAUCGGCUCAACGUCUACAACACCGCAGCCCACUUCUCAGAGUACGCUGGGGAAGAAGCCGCAGAGUCGUGGAAGGAGAUUGUGAAUUUACUUUAUGAAUUACUAGCUUCUUUGAUCCGAGGAAAUCGUGCCAACUGUGCCCUGUUCUGUGAUAACCUCGACUGGCUGGUCAGUAAACUGGAUCGUUUGGAGGCAUCUUCAGGAAUCCUGGAGGUGUUGUAUUGCGUUCUGAUUGAGAGUCCAGAGGUGCUGAAUAUUAUCCAGGAAAAUCACAUCAAAUCAAUCAUCUCUCUGCUGGAUAAGCAUGGACGCAAUCACAAGGUCUUGGAUGUGCUCUGCUCUCUGUGUGUGUGUAACGGGGUCGCUGUGAGGUCGAAUCAGAACCUCAUCACAGAGAAUCUGCUUCCUGGUCGUGACUUCCUGCUACAAACCAACAUUAUCAACUAUGUGACGAGCAUGAGACCCAACAUUUUCCUUGGGACUUGUGAAGGAUCCACUCAGUACAAGAAGUGGUAUUUUGAGGUGAUGGUGGACCAUGUGGAGCCGUUCCUUACAGCUCAGCCAUACCACCUGCGGGUGGGCUGGGCUCUAACAGAGGGCUACAGUCCUUACCCUGGUGGGGGCGAAGGCUGGGGGGGCAACGGUGUCGGAGAUGACCUGUACUCCUACGGUUUCGACGGGCUAAACCUCUGGUCAGGACGUGUUCCGCGUCACGUUGCCACGCCCAAUGAGCACCUCCUGGCCGCAGAAGACGUGGUCAGCUGCUGUUUGGAUCUGAGCGUGCCCAGUAUCUCCUUCCGCAUCAAUGGGUAUCCUGUACAGGGCAUGUUUGAGAACUUCAACCUGGACGGCCUGUUCUUCCCCGUUGUGAGCUUCUCUGCAGGCGUUAAGUUGCGAUUUCUUCUCGGAGGGCGUCAUGGGGAUUUCAAGUUCCUCCCACCUCCAGGCUACGCUCCGUGCUAUGAAGCAGUCCUGCCGAGGGACCGUCUGCGCAUUGAGCCCAUCAAGGAGUACAAGCACGAUUUUGAUGGCGUCCGUAACCUGUUGGGUCCGACUCAGUCUCUCUCACAUACAGCCUUUACUCCUGGCCCUGUGGACACUAUACAGAUUGUACUUCCUCCCCAUUUGGAGCGCAUUCGAGAGAAGCUUGCAGAAAACAGCCACGAGUUAUGGGCUGUUACUCGCAUUGAACAGGGGUGGACCUAUGGGCCAUUUCGCGAUGACAACAAGAAGCUGCACCCCUGCCUGGUAGAUUUCCAGAGUCUGCCUGAACCAGAGAAGAACUACAAUUUAGCAAUGUCAGGAGAGACACUCAAGACUCUGCUGGCACUGGGCUGUCAUGUAGGAAUGGGAGAUGAGAAAGCCGAAGAGAAUCUGAAAAGGAACAAGCUCCCCAAAACUUACAUGCAGAGCAGUGGAUACAAGCCAGCGCCUCUGGACCUCACCUAUGUCAAGCUAACGCCUAAUCAGAACACUCUGGUGGAGAGACUGGCAGAAAAUGGACACAAUGUGUGGGCAAGAGACCGGGUUCGCCAGGGUUGGACAUACAGUAUCGUUCAGGAUAUAAUGAACAAGCGUAAUCCCCGCCUGGUUCCUUACAACCUAUUGGAUGAAAAGACUAAAAAGACCAACAGAGACACAGUUUCUGCAGCUGUUCGCACUCUCAUCGGAUAUGGCUACAACAUAGAGCCACCUGAUCAGGAGAGCAGCGGGCAUGGACCAGAGUCUGGCGAUAAGGUCAGAGUGUUCAGAGCAGAGAAGUCUUAUGCUGUCACUCAGGGGAAGUGGUACUUUGAGUUUGAGGCGGUGACAGUCGGGGAGAUGCGAGUGGGCUGGGCCAGGCCUAAUGUUCGCGCAGACACUGAACUCGGUGCAGAUGAGUUUGCGUAUGUCUUCAAUGGCUUCAAGGCCCAACGUUGGCAUGUGGGAAACGAGCCAUUUGGUCGUCAGUGGCUAUCUGGUGAUGUGGUGGGCUGUAUGAUCGACCUCACAGAGAUGAACAUCAUGUUCACACUCAACGGAGAAAUGUUGAUCAGUGACUCAGGCUCCGAGAUGGCCUUUAAGGAUAUAGAGAUAGGAGAGGGCUUCAUACCUGUGUGCAGUCUGGGCCUGUCCCAGGUCGGCCGGAUCAACUUGGGUCAGAACGUCAGCAGUCUUCGUUUUUUUACGAUCUGUGGGCUGCAGGAGGGAUUCGAACCCUUUGCUAUCAACAUGAAAAGAGACAUUACUAUGUGGUUCAGCAAAAGCCUUCCCCAGUACAUCAAUGCACCUACUGAUCACCCUCACAUAGAGGUGUCGCGUGUUGAUGGGACUGUGGAAUCUGCCCCUUGUAUCAAAGUGACCCACAAGACACACGGGUCUCAGAACGCAAACACAGAUCUGCUUUUCUUCAGACUCAGCAUGCCAGUUGAUUUUCAUGAGACUUUUAAAGUCCCAGCGGGAACCACACUUCUUACACGUGCACUUACCAUACCUGAGGACGAUGUGUUAGAGGUGGACCCAGACUCUGACUUUGAAAUACUCAAGAAGUCAGCUUCUCGCAAAGAGCAGGAAGAGGAGAAGAAAGAAUCGUCCGUGCCGAAAGAGACCCCUGCCAUCAAAAAUGGAGAAAAUGAGAAGGAUUCCUCAACGGAGAAAAGCAAGAAGAAAGGAUUCCUAUUCAAGGCCAAGAAGGCUGCAUUGAUCAAUCCUCCACCUAUUGUUCCUGCAAUGCCUCGCUUAAUGGAAGAUGUGGUGCCAGAUGACAGGGAUGACGUCGACAUCAUCCUCAACACCACUACAUACUAUUAUUCUGUGCGAGUGUUUGCGGGGCAGGAGCCCAGUGGAGUGUGGGUGGGCUGGAUCACGCCAGACUAUCACCAGUACGACCAACAUUUUGACAUCAGCCAUGUGAGAAAUGUGACGGUCACUGUGGGCGACGAUAAAGGAAACAUUCAUGACAGUAUAAAACGCAGUAACUGCUACAUGGUGUGGGGAGGGGAGUUCAGCAGCUCCCAGCAAACCCGAGUCAGUCAAGAGGAUUUUAUGAUUGGCUGUCUGGUUGAUUUGGACACAGGACUCAUGACUUUCACUGCCAAUGGAAAAGAGAUCAACACUUUUUACCAGGUGGAGCCACACACAAAACUGUUCCCGGCUGUCUUUGUUCUUCCUUCCUGUCAGAAUAUGAUUCAGUUCGAACUAGGCAAGCUCAAGAACAUCAUGCCGAUCUCAGCCGCCAUGUUCCGUAGUGAACGCAAGAACCCCGUCCCCCAGUGCCCUCCUCGACUGGACGUCCAGAUGUUGACCCCCGUCAUCUGGAGCCGCAUGCCCAACAACUUCCUGGCUCCAGAGACAGGGCGUCUUAGUGAGAGACUGGGCUGGGUGGUGCAGUGUCAGGAGCCCCUCACCAUGAUGGCCCUACACAUCCCAGAGGAGAACAGGUGUAUCGAUAUCCUGGAGCUUUCUGAACGUAUGGACCUGCUGAAGUUCCACUAUCACACUCUGAAGCUGUACGGCUUGGUGUGUGCUUUGGGAAACAACCGUGUGGCUCACGCUCUGUGCAGCCACGUGGACGAGUCCCAGCUCUUCUACGCCAUCGAGAACACCUACCUGCCCGGACCGAUGAGGAGCGGCUUCUACGACCUGCUCAUCAGCAUGCACCUGGAGUCUGCCAAGAGGAACCGGCUGGGAACCAACAAGGAGUUCAUCGUUCCCAUGACAGACCAAACACGCAGUAUCACACUGUACUCGGACAAAUCUGACGCUUUACCUGGGGUCGGACUCACGACAUGUCUGCGCCCAAAACUGCAUUUUUCUUCUGUCGGGUUUGUUGGAACGGAUCAAAACAUCUACACACUGAGCCCAAGCAUCCCCUUACAGAUGCUAAAGACCAAAGCCUUACAAAUGCUGACUGAGGCCGUGCAAGAUGGAGGUCAAGCCAUGAGAGACCCUGUGGGCGGUAGUGUUGAGUUUCAUUUUGUUCCAAUCCUGAAGCUCAUCAGUACCCUCCUCAUCAUGGGUGUGUUUGACGAUGGAGAUGUCACACACAUCCUGAAGAUGCUUGAGCCCGUAGUGUUCAGCGGUAAGAAAGCAGAGGAGCCUGCUGAGGAGAUUGACAAAUCGAAGGAAGAAAAGGAACAAAAAGCAGCCCCAGAAGUAGGAGCGGUAAAGAAAGAGGAGCAUGAAGCCAUGGGUGAAGAGGAAGAAGAAGAAGAAGAGGAAUAUGAAGAUGAUGGCUUGGGUGAAGAGGAGGAAGAAAUGGAGGAAGAAUUAGAGAAAGCUGUCGUGCCACACGGAGAAAUGCAAGUGGAGACUGCGCCAGUAAAUGGUGAGAAAGGCGCUGAGGAAACAGAGAAAGAAAUCAAAGAGGAGAACAAAGAAGAACAGCUGGAGCAGGGACUCUUUCAGAUGAAGCUACCAGAGUCUGUCAAGUUGCAGAUGUGUACUCUGCUGCAGUAUUUCUGUGACUGCGAGCUACGUCACAGAGUGGAGGCCAUCACUGCGUUUUCAGACCAGUUUGUCAGCCAGAUACAGUCCAACCAGAGGCACCGCUACAACGAGCUGAUGCUGGCCUUCACCAUGAGCGCAGCCGAGACCGCCCGCAAGACCCGGGAGUUCCGCUCCCCGCCACAGGAGCAGGUCAAUAUGCUCAUGAACUUUAAGAACUGUUCUGAGGACGAUCAGUGCCCCGUUCCUGAUGAAGUCCGCGAUGCUCUGCUGAUUUUCCACAAUUUCCUGCUGGCUCACUGUGGUGUUCAUAUUGAAGAACAAGAAGAGGAGGAAGAGGUGGAUAAUUCCGUCCGUGGCCGACUGGUCCGUUUGUUGGCAAAGGUGAAAAAAGUCCGUGAGAAGAAAGUGGAGGUGGAGCCUGAGCCGCAGGAAGAUAAAAAACCAAGCACAUUGCAGGAGCUGAUUUCUCAUACAAUGAUCCAUUGGGCCCAGGAGGCUUUCAUCCAGAACCCAGAGCUCGUGCGCAUGAUGUUUAGCCUUCUCCACAGACAGUAUGAUGGGCUGGGUGAGCUCAUGCGUGCCCUUCCCAAAGCCUACACCAUCAACGGCGUGUCAAUUCACGACACCAUGGACCUGCUAGAGUGCUUGGGCCAGAUCCGCUCACUGCUUAUUGUCCAGAUGGGUCCCGAAGAGGAGAGGCUAAUGAUUCAAAGCAUCGGAAACAUCAUGAGUAACAAAGUUUUCUAUCAACACCCCAACUUGAUGCGAGCUCUGGGCAUGCAUGAGACUGUCAUGGAGGUCAUGGUUAAUGUCCUUGGCGGCGGGGACUCCAAGGAGAUCAGAUUCCCUCGAGUGGUGACGAACUGCUGCCGCUUUCUCUGCUACUUCUGUCGCAUCAGUCGUCAAAAUCAGCGCUCUAUGUUCGACCACCUCAGCUACCUUCUACAGAACAGUGGCAUCGGCCUUGGAAUGCGAGGCUCCACCCCCUUGGACGUGGCUGCAGCCUCUUGUAUCGACAACAACGAGCUAGCAUUGGCUCUCCAAGAGCAAGACCUAGAAAUGGUGGUGAAAUAUUUAGCAGGAUGUGGACUUCAGAGCUGUCCAAUGCUGCUGUCUAAAGGCUACCCUGACAUUGGCUGGAACCCUUGUGGUGGAGAGAAAUACCUCGACUUUCUUCGUUUUGCUGUUUUUGUCAACGGAGAGAGCGUAGAAGAGAAUGCCAACGUGGUGGUACGUCUCCUCAUUCGCAGGCCUGAGUGCUUCGGUCCAGCUCUGAGAGGCGAGGGUGGUAAUGGUCUGCUGGCUGCGAUUGAGGAAGCCAUCAAAAUAUCUGAGGACCCUGCAAGGGAUGGCCCUAGUGUUAAGAAGGAUAGACGCUUUCCCAUGUUUGGAGGAGAGGAGCAGCAGGAGGAGAACAAGGUGCACCUAGGAAAUGCCAUCAUGUCCUUCUACUCUGCCCUUAUUGAUCUGCUGGGACGCUGUGCUCCAGAGAUGCAUUUGAUCCAGGCUGGUAAGGGUGAGGCUCUGAGGAUCAGGGCCAUUCUGAGGUCUCUGGUCCCUAUUGAGGAUCUGGUGGGAGUCAUCAGCCUUUCUGUUCAGAUUCCUUCGUUUGGAAAAGACAACAGCAUCAUUGAACCAAAGAUGUCAGCCAGCUUCGUGCCGGAUCACAAGGCUCCCAUGGUUCUGUUCCUGGACAGAGUGUACGGUAUUGACAACCAGGAUUUCCUGCUCCAUGUGCUGGAGGUGGGCUUUCUGCCUGACAUGAGGGCUGCUGCCUCUCUGGACACGGCUGCUUUCUGCACCACAGAGAUGGCCCUGGCUUUGAACCGCUACCUGUGUUCUGCUGUGUUGCCACUCAUCACUAAGUGUGCACCGCUCUUCGCUGGCAGUGACCACAGAGCCAUAAUGAUCGACUCCAUGUUGCACACGAUCUACCGGCUGUCUCGUGGUCGAGCCUUCACAAAGGCGCAAAGAGACAUCAUUGAAGAGUGCCUCAUGGCUCUGUGCAAACAUCUACGUCCAUCCAUGCUUCAGCACCUGCUGAGACGGCUGGUGUUUGAUGUGCCCAUUCUCAAUGAGUACGCCAAAAUGCCACUGAAGCUUUUGACCAACCACUAUGAGCGUUGUUGGAAGUAUUAUUGCCUCCCUAAUGGUUGGGCCAACUUUGGACUGGCAUCAGAAGAGGAGCUGCAUCUGACCCGCAAACUGUUCUGGGGCAUCUUUGAAUCGCUAGCACACAAGAAAUUUGAUGCUGAGAUUUUCAAGAUUUCAAUGCCGUGCAUUUGCGCCAUUGCUGGAGCCAUUCCUCCAGACUAUGUGGACGCCAGCUACUCCUCCAAAACGGAGAAAAAGGCAUCAGUCGAUGCAGAGGGGAACUUUGAUCCUAAACCAGUAGAGACCACAAACACCAUCAUCCCUGAAAGGCUGGAUCCCUUUAUCAACAAAUAUGCUGAAUAUACACAUGAUAGAUGGGCCUUUGAGAAGAUCCAGAAUAACUGGUCAUACGGUGAGGUGCUGGAGGAAAAUGCAAAAACUCAUCCCAUGCUCAGACCCUACAAAACCUUCUCAGAAAAGGACAAAGAGAUCUACCGUUGGCCAAUCAAAGAGUCGGUCAAAGCCAUGCUUGCGUGGGAGUGGAACCUAGAUAAAGCCAGAGAGGACGAAGAGUCUGAUAAGAAGAAGACGACAGUAUCUCGAAAAAUCUCCCAGACAGCUCAGGCAACCUAUGACCCAAGCCAGGGCUACAGUCCACAGCCCAUUGAGGUCACACACAUGGCUCUUUCAAGAGACCUACAGUCUAUGGCAGAGCAACUGGCAGAAAACUACCACAACACCUGGGGGCGUAAGAAAAAGUUGGAAAUACAGUCCAAAGGCGGUGGGACACAUCCUCUGCUGGUGCCCUAUGACACUCUCACGGCCAAAGAAAAGGCACGAGACAGAGAGAAGGCGUAUGAAAUGCUCAAGUUCCUGCAGCUCAAUGGUUAUGCUUGCACAAGGGGCCUGAAAGAUAUGGAGUCUGACAUCUCAUCCAUCGAGAAGAGAUUCGCUUACGGUUUCCUUCAGAAGCUGCUGAAAUGGAUGGAAAUUGCCCAGGAGUUCAUCGCCCAUCUUGAGGCUGUGGUAAGCAGUGGACGAGUGGAAAAGUCUCCUCAUGAGCAGGAAAUCAAAUUCUUUGCCAAGAUCUUGAUGCCUCUAAUCAACCAAUAUUUCAAAAACCACUGCCUCUACUUCUUGUCGACACCUGCUAAAGUUCUGGGUAGUGGUGGACAUUCUUCCAACAAGGAGAAGGAGAUGAUUGCGAGUAUCUUCUGUAAAAUGUCCGCUCUGGUGAGGCACAGAGUUUCUCUCUUUGGAACGGACGCUUCGGCUAUUGUUAACUGUCUUCACAUUCUGGCUCGGUCAUUGGAUGCAAGGACAGUAAUGAAGUCAGGGCCGGAGAUUGUGAAAGCGGGGCUGCGGUCAUUCUUUGAGAGUGCUGCAGAUGACAUAGAGAAGAUGGUAGAGAAUCUCAAACUGGGCAAAGUAUCCAAAGGCAAUCAGCAAGUGAAAGGUGUGUCCCAGAACAUCAACUACACAACCAUCGCCCUGCUGCCGGUGCUCACCUCCCUGUUCGAUCACGUCGCUCAGCACCAGUUUGGAGAUGAUGUCAUGCUGGAUGAUCUUCAGAUGUCAUGCUAUCGAAUCAUGUGUAGCAUCUACUCUCUUGGGACUGUCAAGAAUCCACAUGUUGAGAGGCAGAGGCCAGCUCUAGGGGAGUGUUUGGCUCACCUUGCAGCAGCGAUGCCAGUGGCCUACCUAGAGCCCAAUCUAAAUGAAUUCAAUGCUUUCUCUGUUUACACCACAAAGACACCGAGGGAGAGAGCCAUCUUGGGCCUUCCUAAUGAGGUCCAUGAGCUAUGUCCAGACAUUCCUGAGCUGGACGCUCUACUCAAGGAGAUCGGGGACCUGGCAGAGUCAGGGGCCCGGUACACAGAGAUGCCUCAUGUGAUUGAAAUCACUCUGCCCAUGCUGUGUAACUACCUGCCUCGCUGGUGGGAGAGAGGACUGGAGAACUUCCCUGAUAUGGAGUGCCAGAUCUGCACAGAUGUCACAUCCGAACAUCUCAAUCAGCUGCUUGGCAGCAUCAUGAAAAUUGUAGUCAACAACUUGGGUAUUGAUGAAGCCUCUUGGAUGAAGAGGUUGGCUGUGUUUUCACAGCCCAUUGUCAGCAGAGCAAAGCCAGAAAUGCUCAAGUCCCACUUCAUCCCUACAAUGGAGAAGCUGAAAAAACGCACUUCAAAGGUGGUGGCUGAGGAAGACCAUUUGCGGAUGGAGGGGAAAUCAGAGGGAGAUGAGGAAGACGGCACUAUACGUGAUGAGUUUGCUGUCCUCUGCAGAGACUUGUAUGCGCUCUACCCUCUGCUUAUUCGCUACGUGGACAACAACAGGGCAAGAUGGCUGACAUGCCCAGACCCAGAUGCAGAGGAGCUCUUCCGAAUGGUUGGAGAGGUCUUUAUUUUCUGGUCCAAAUCUCAUAACUUCAAACGAGAGGAACAGAACUUCGUGGUGAUGAAUGAGAUCAAUAACAUGUCAUUCCUCACCGCUGACAGCAAGAGCAAAAUGAGCAUGGGCGGGGACUCAGAGGGUGGAGGCUCAGAUACGGAGCGUACCAAGAAGAAGAGACGUGGAGACCGUUACUCAGUGCAGACUUCACUUAUUGUGGCUGCCUUGAAAAAGAUGCUCCCCAUAGGCCUCAACAUGUGCUCUCCCGCCGAUCAGGAGCUUAUCAACUUGGCCAAGAUCCGAUACUCCUUGAGAGACACUGAUGAAGAAGUUAGAGAGUUCCUGCAGAACAACCUUCAUCUUCAGGGCAAGGUGGACAACCCGUCGAUGCGCUGGCAGAUGGCUCUCUACAAGGUGAUGGCAGGGAAGGCUGAAGAUGCUGACGCUCCGAUGAAAGUUGUCAAAAGAGUGCAGGAGGUUUCUGCUGUCCUCUAUCACCUUGAAGUGACGGAGCACCCGUUUAAAUCCAAGAAGAUGGUGUGGCACAAACUGUUGUCUAAGCAGAGGCGCAGGGCGGUGGUCGCUUGCUUUAGGAUGACACCUCUAUACAACAUUCCCAGGCACAGAGCUUCAAACAUGUUCCUGGAGGGAUACAAACGCAACUGGCUUCACUCGGAGGGUUACUCGUUUGAAGACAGGAUGAUAGAUGACUUAUCUAAAGCGAUGGAGCAAGAAGAAGGAGAUGAAGAGGAAGAAAGAGAAACGAAGCCAGAUCCCCUCCACCAGCUUAUUCUGCAUUUCAGUCGUACUGCUCUUACAGAAAAGAGUAAACUUGAUACAGAUCAUCUGUAUAUGGCAUAUGCAGAUAUUAUGGCGAAGAGUUGCCAUAUUGGUGAGGAAGAAGAAGGAGGAGAGGAAGUGGUGGAAAAUGCGGAGGAUGAGCUGCCAUUUGAGGUGCGACAAACAGAACUGGAAAAGGAAAUGGAGAAACAAAGGCUUCUGUACCAGCAGUCACGACUUCACAAUCGUGGCGCUGCAGAAAUGGUUCUGCAAAUGAUCAGUGCUUGCAAAGGUGAGACCGGCCCUAUGGUGACUACCACCCUUAAGUUAGGCAACUCCAUCCUUAAUGGUGGAAACUGUGAGGUUCAACGGAAAAUGCUGGAGUACUUGAGGGACAAGAAGGAUGUUGGAUUCUUUUUGAGUAUCCAGGCAUUGAUGCAGACAUGCAGCGUCCUGGAUCUCAACGCCUUUGAGAGGCAGAACAAAGCAGAGGGGCUGGGCAUGGUCUCAGAGGAGGGCUCUAAUGAGAAAGUGAUGUCGGACGAUGAGUUCACCUGCGACCUUUUCCGGUUCCUGCAGUUGCUUUGUGAGGGCCACAACAACGAUUUCCAGAACUACCUGCGAACACAGACAGGAAGCACAACCACCAUCAACAUCAUCAUCUGUACCGUAGAUUACCUCCUCCGACUCCAGGAGUCUAUCAGUGAUUUCUACUGGUAUUACUCUGGCAAGGACAUCAUUGAUGAGCCCGGCAAAAAGAAUUUCUCCAAAGCUAUUAUGGUGGCGAAACAGAUUUUCAACAGCCUGACUGAAUAUAUUCAGGGCCCGUGCACCGGCAACCAGCAGUCGCUCGCCCACAGCAGGCUGUGGGACGCUAUUGUCGGGUUCCUUCAUGUCUUUGCCCACAUGAUGAUGAAGCUGGCACAGGGUAAAGACUCAAGCCAGAUUGGUCUGCUGAAGGAGCUUCUUGACCUCCAGAAAGACAUGGUGGUUAUGUUGCUUUCACUGUUGGAGGGAAACGUGGUGAAUGGUACAAUUGCCCGCCAGAUGGUAGACAUGUUGGUAGAGUCCUCAAGCAACGUGGAGAUGAUCCUGAAGUUCUUUGACAUGUUCCUCAAACUGAAAGACAUAGUGGCUUCGGAUGCUUUCAAGGAUUAUGUCACAGACCCUCGAGGGCUGAUUUCCAAGAAGGACUUCCACAAGGCCAUGGACAGUCAGAAACAGUACUCUUCUUCUGAGAUCCAGUUUCUUUUGUCCUGCUCCGAAGCAGAUGAAAAUGACAUGAUCCACUAUGAGGAGUUUGCUAAUCGCUUUCAGGAGCCUGCCAAGGACAUCGGAUUCAACAUCGCGGUGCUCCUCACAAACCUGUCUGAGCACGUCCCCCAUGACGUCAGGCUGCAGAACUUCCUAGAACAAGCGGAAAGUGUGCUGAACUACUUCCGCCCCUUCUUGGGCCGCAUUGAAAUAAUGGGCGCCAGCAGAAAGAUUGAGCGCAUAUACUUUGAAAUUACUGAAGUCAACCGCAAACAGUGGGAGAUGCCCCAGGUCCGAGAGUCCAAGCAACAGUUCAUCUUUAACGUCGUCAAUGAGGGCGGCGAAUCAGAGAAGAUGGAAAUGUUUGUCAACUUCUGCGAGGACACCAUCUUUGAGAUGAAUAUAGCUUCACAGAUUUCAGAGCAGGAAGAGGAGGGAAAGGGGGAAGAAGAUGACGAAAUGGAUGAAGUCCCAGUUGAGGGAGGACCAGGAGGGGGAGAAAAUGGAGGCGGGGAUGAGGAGAGUAACGGCGAUGAAGGGCAGCCUGAGUCGAGCUCUGCCUUUGCAGAUUUUAUAAACAGCAUGCUAAGCUUCUUCAGCAUCUUCACCUUCCGUAACCUUCGCAGACAAUAUCGCAGAGUGAGAAAGAUGUCCUUCAAGGAGAUUGUGGUUGCUCUGUCCACCUUUUUCUGGACCAUCCUCAUGAGUAUACUACACUUCAUUUACAGUGUGUGCAAAGGCUUCUUUAUGAUCAUCUGGCAAACACUGUUUGGAGGUGGCUUAGUCGAGGGAGCUAAAAAUAUCACUGUGACGGAGAUUCUGGCGAGCAUGCCAGAUCCCACGCAGGACGAUGUGCAUGGAGACGGACCAGGGGAGCUGAGGACAGGGGAGGAACAAGACACUGGGGGGGUUACGGACACUGGGGACGCGGGGAGUGGAGAGGAGGAAGAGGAGGAUACCCAGGACAAAGAGGGUGGGAGGAUACCAGGUAUGGAUGCUCCAGGUGGACUUGGAGACAUGGGGGUAGAAUCACCUGUUGAACCUCCAACCCCUGAAGGAACUCCCAUAACAAAGAGAAAAGUGGCACCACAAGAGGCUGAAGCCAGCCAGAAACCCCCUGAACCGGUUCCUGUAGCAGAACCCGAAAAGGCUGAUGCUGAAGCAGCAGAGAAAGCAGAGAGAGAAUCCCAUAGUAAGGAGGAAGCACGGCCAGAAGCACCAAAGAAAUCUGCCAAGAAAAAAGAAAAGAGGCCGAAGAGGGAAGGAGGCUUUCAAAUCUGGACUGAGCUUGAAAACCAAAGAAUUAAAUUUAUGAACUACCUCUCCAGAAACUUCUACAACCUGCGGUUUUUGGCUCUGUUCCUCGCAUUCGCCCUGAACUUCAUUCUGCUGUUCUACAAGGUGUCUGACAGCCCGCGUGACGGUGAGGAGAUGGAGGGAUCUGGAGCGUCGGAGGGAAGCGGGUUCUUCGAGGGCUCUGGGUUCUUUGAAGGUUCAGGGGAAGAGGCUGAGGGAUCGGGAAUGAAUGAGGGAGAAGAGGAUGAGGAAGAUGUACCAAUAUAUUUCUAUUUAGAGGAGAGUACUGGCUAUAUGCAGCCUACUUUGACCUUUAUUGCUGCCCUGCACACAGUCAUCUCAUUCAUCUGUAUCAUUGGCUACAAUUGCCUCAAGAUUCCACUGGUGAUAUUUAAAAGGGAGAAAGAACUUGCUAGAAAACUGGAGUUUGACGGCCUCUUCAUCACCGAGCAGCCUGAGGACGAUGACAUUAAGGGCCAAUGGGACAGACUGGUCUUGAACACACCCUCUUUCCCAAACAACUACUGGGAUAAAUUUGUCAAAAGAAAGGUUCUGGAUAAGUACGGAGACAUUUAUGGCAGAGAAAGAAUAGCUGAGCUCUUGGGUGUCGAUUUAGCCUCCCUGGAUGUGAGUCAACAACAUGAGAAGAAACAGGAGGAACCCGACAGCUCUGUGUUUGCAUGGACGACCACCGUUGACUUCAAGUACCAGAUCUGGAAAUUUGGCGUUAUUUUCACAGACGGUACCUUCCUGUAUCUCUGUUGGUACACCAUCAUGUCUCUGCUUGGGCAUUACAACAACUUCUUCUACGCCUGCCACUUGCUGGAUAUUGCAAUGGGCGUGAAGACUCUGCGCACCAUCCUGUCCUCCGUCACACACAACGGCAAACAGCUCAUGAUGACAGUGGGCUUGCUGGCCGUGGUGGUGUACCUUUACACUGUGAUCGCCUUCAAUUUCUUCCGCAAGUUCUACAAUAAGAGCGAAGAUGAAGGCGAACCAGAUAUGAAAUGCGAUGAUAUGAUGACCUGUUACCUGUUCCACAUGUACGUGGGUGUGCGUGCUGGCGGAGGCAUCGGAGACGAGAUAGAAGAUCCUGCUGGAGAUGAAUACGAGCUUUAUCGCGUGGUCUUUGAUAUCACUUUCUUCUUCUUCGUCAUUGUCAUUCUACUGGCCAUUAUUCAGGGUUUGAUCAUUGAUGCCUUCGGAGAACUCAGAGACCAACAAGAGCAGGUCAAGGAAGACAUGGAGACAAAGUGUUUCAUAUGUGGCAUUGGAAGCGACUACUUUGAUACAACACCGCAUGGCUUUGAGACCCACACUUUGGAUGAACACAACCUGGCCAACUACAUGUUCUUCUUAAUGUACCUUAUCAACAAAGAUGAGACGGAGCACACUGGUCAGGUUA
This is a messenger RNA of Notothenia coriiceps (black rockcod), 15112 nucleotides long. It is a transcript of the gene ryr1a, whose product is annotated as ryanodine receptor 1a (skeletal). NCBI's taxonomy places the organism in Eukaryota, Metazoa, Chordata, Actinopteri, Perciformes, Nototheniidae. The annotation marks the transcript as partial. The transcript is spliced from 105 exons. Gene Ontology annotation, biological process: striated muscle contraction; release of sequestered calcium ion into cytosol by sarcoplasmic reticulum; intracellular calcium ion homeostasis. Gene Ontology annotation, cellular component: smooth endoplasmic reticulum; calcium channel complex; sarcoplasmic reticulum membrane. The record is from RefSeq and is a predicted model, not a curated record. Gene Ontology annotation, molecular function: ryanodine-sensitive calcium-release channel activity; protein binding.